AUUCAAGUCCAUUUUAUUUUAAUACUAAAUAAACUUCCUUCCAUCUAAUACUUGCAACUAAUUUAUACAUAUGAUGUCCAUGUACAUCAAUGUUACUUAUCUAUGUUCCGUGAACAUAAAGGAAAUAGCCCCGAAAAACAAAAUAAACUGUGUCCUCUAAAUUAUUAAAAAGGAAAUAUUCGAAAAGUGACCUUGAACAUUGGAGACCUCCUAAAAGGCAUUUGGAUUUGGAUUGCUGUGGAGGUUGACUUCAUGAUCAUGACUAAAACAACUAAAAGAACUCUUUUUUUUUUUUAAUCAUUAAACCAUAAUUCUGGAGAAAACCUAUUCUGAAAGAUAUUUGGACUUUGAGAAAAACUGGAAUGGCAAAUCAAAAGUGCAUAGUGGAAGCAAAGAAUGAAGAGGAAGAAUAGUGUUUAAUUUCUUCUAUUGCAAAAAUGCUAUCCAAUUCUUGCAAGUUUUCCUCUUCUUCAUAAUUACUAACUUCUAUUUCCCAUUCUUCAACUUGGUAUCUGGGUGAACUGUUUUGGGACCUGAAGUUAUUUUCGCGAAGGCUUUAUCUGAAUAUGAUGAACAUACAUGUAGAGUCUGCGCCAAGGAAGAUGGAAGAAUGUAGGAUUUGCCAUGAUGCUGAUGAUGAUUCUAACAUGGAGGUACCUUGUUCUUGCCGUGGAACCCUCAAGUAUGCACAUCGUAAAUGUGUACAGAGGUGGUGCAAUGAAAAGGGGGACACCAUCUGUGAAAUUUGCCGCCAGAAUUUUAAGCCAGAUUACACUGCACCAGUUCCUCUAUUUGGCCGAUUUCCAGUGAACACGAGCAAUGAAAGGUUGUUGAUUUUCAAUUUCUUCUCUUUAUGUUUGUUUGAGGAUCUUCAUCACUCACAGUCAGACGAAGAAAAUGAGUUGCCAUUACAACAGUUUCAGCAAUCUCAAAUUGUACCACUGAAUGAUGAGAAUGGACUUUUAUACAUGUCCAAUGAACCCUUGAAAUACUAUUUAUCUCAACACCAGUGGGGAGUUUGGCACUGCAACUCUGGUGAUCCUACGUUAACGUCAUCAACUCCCUGCUCCAUGAUGGAGUAUUCUUCUGUUGAGAUUCGGCCAUAAGAUGGUUGAGCAGAUAAGAAUGUUGCCAGACAAAUUAAGCAAUUUCUAGAUUGCUUUAAAUUAGCUUGUACUCCAUCCUACAUCGGAUACACUGUAAUAAUACAAGAAAAGAUGUUUGAAUAAUUGGGCAAAAGAGCGAAAUGAUAUCGCGUCAUGUUAGUGUUUUUGUUGGAAAUUGCUUUAAGUUACUGCACUAGUUUUUAGCAAAAUAAGUUAGUUAAUUUAGGAUGAAUUUGAAUUUUGAAUUUAAAUUAGGUUGUUUGAUUUGUUGAGACA
Capsicum annuum is the source of this 1382-nucleotide messenger RNA. RefSeq names its product probable E3 ubiquitin ligase SUD1. The record is from RefSeq and is a predicted model, not a curated record. The transcript is spliced from 6 exons. Gene Ontology annotation, biological process: protein ubiquitination. The coding region runs from base 567 to 1106 and encodes 179 amino acids. Gene Ontology annotation, cellular component: membrane. Gene Ontology annotation, molecular function: zinc ion binding; ubiquitin-protein transferase activity. Lineage: Eukaryota; Viridiplantae; Streptophyta; Magnoliopsida; Solanales; Solanaceae.